CUGAGCCUAUUUCUGUGGUAUACAAGCUAGACAGAGAGACAGUGUGUGUGCGUGUCUGUGAAUUUAUUAGCUGUUUUCGAGCAGACUACCUGCUGAUAUAUAAUGGAAGUUUUUUAUGCAUCAGAUCUAGACUUGAAUGGAGAGUAUAACGACAGCUACCCGUAUUAUGAUAAUGAGACACUUUGUUGUGGAAUGGUGUGUGAUCAGGACACAACUAUGCAUUUUGAAGCCAUCUUCAUCCCCAUUUUGUACUCGGUUGCGUUUGUGCUGGGGCUGAUGGGUAACGGCCUGGUGUUGGUUGUGCUGUGCCAGAAGAGGCGGACAUGGAGUGUGACAGACGUCUUUGUCCUACACCUGAGUGUGGCUGACAUACUGUUACUCCUCACCAUGCCACUCUGGGCAGUGGAUGCAGUGAGCGGAUGGAGUUUUGGCACCGGUUUCUGCAAGCUCUCUGGAGCACUGUUUAAGGUCAACUUCUACUGUGGCAUCUUCCUGCUGGCCUGCAUCAGUCUUGAUCGAUAUUUUUCUGUAGUCCACGCAGUGCAGAUGUACUCACGCACAAAACCAUUGCUGGUGCAGCUCAGCUGCCUGGCUGUUUGGGUUUUCUGUUUUUUUCUCUCCAUCCCUGACUGGAUGUAUUUGAAGGCUGAAGGUGACCCCAGAAGAGGCAAUAAAAUUGAGUGUACUCACCAGUACCCAAAUCCAACAUCGCGCCUGGUGUCACGUGUACUCUACCAUGUGUUGGGCUUUUUGCUUCCUGCCAUUGUUCUGGUCUACUGUUACUCUCGUGUCCUGCUGCGGCUGCAGUGUGGAUCUCAGAGUGUACAGAAGCAAAGGGCUGUUCGAGUUGUCCUUGCCUUAGUGAUGGCAUUUUUCAUCACUUGGACACCCUUCAACAUCACCCUGCUGGUGGACACUCUUUACACCAAUCAAAGCAUCAACAGUACUACAACCUGCGAGACCACCACAGCACUGGAUGUUGCCAUAAUUACCACCUCUACUCUGGGUUACAUGCACUGCUGUGUGAACCCAAUGCUCUAUGCAUUUGUCGGAGUGAAGUUUCGACGCCAUCUGCUGGACUUGAUAAAGCCGUACAGAUAUAGGUUGCAGGCCCGUGUGGACACAGUGUCUCGCAAGAGCUCUGUGUGGUCUGCAGACACAUCACAAACCUCAGCUUUCUGAUGGAGCAAUACACAUUCACCUGAAGCGAAUUGCAUUCAUGCAUCUAGAGGUUUGAACACCACAAAAUAUUGAGAAGAAAUAUUAGCUGAAUAUUCUCAGAAAAGUAGGGUCCAAUAGUCUAGUGUGCUACCUAGGGAAGUUUUUAUCAUUCAAACCUAAAACUCUGUCGUCAAGUUAUUUUCCUCAAAUAAGAUCACAUUAACAGUGUGUCUGAAGUGUAUACGUUAUCAUUUGAAGUUGUCAAAGAGCAAAAAAUUUAAGUUUUAAGUGAUGUAUGCAUGAAUAAUAAGUAUAAAACAAUACAUGUUUGGAAUUAGUUCUCUCGACCUGAUGAAAGUUUUUGAUCAUCUUCAGAUCAUAUGGUAAUGACUGACUGGCCUUAUUAAAGUUUUAAUAACGGAUGAAAUAUAGAAACCUCAGGGAAGCACAUGGUUAAUCCAUUUUAAUAGCCAGUAAACUCUUUCUCAGCACUGGUCUAGAAAGGUGUAUACUGUUUAAUCUUGAUUUGAUUAUUUUGGAUGGUUGGAUCGAAAAGCCUUCUGUUUAAUUGCAAAAACUUAAAGGCUCCUUACACAAGUAUACAUUUGUAGAGUAGUCUACCUGUACCAUGGUUUCUCUUCAUUUAUUUUUUGUCAGUAUUAUACUUACUGAGAAACUCAACAAGUUAGUUUCAAUUUAGUGAAAAAGACUGUUUGGUAAAAGUGGAGUAUAGCACAAGUUAACACCCUUUUGCAUGGGCAUGACUAAUUUCAUUACAACCGGAUAUUCAAAAUUGAUCUAUCUGUAGUCAUAGAGGAAAUAGCUGACUGAAUGGUGACACUGCAGAAGAAAAACAAGGGGUUGUACCAUCCAUCUUUGAUCAAAUGAAGAAUGGAGUAUCUUUAUUUUUACAUGUUAUCAGAAAUGUUACGAAAGAUUGAGUCAAUUCAUUUCUGGUAAAUCAGCAUUUUGGGCACAUACCAGUGAAUUUUUUAUUUUAAUUUUUUUUUUUUGCAUAAGCUCAUGGGCAUCUGACUUGACAAGAAUUAGGUGCUAAAUGUAUCAGAAUGUCAUUCUUAAAAAAAUAGUGCAACUAAACCUAUUUCCUUUGCUUAGUCAUAUCAAACAUUUCAUUUAUAAUUAAACAGAUUUACUGACAAUAUUUUAAUCUUUUCAAAACAGACCUGAUUAGUUGCUUGAUGUAGUAUAAUGCUAUUGCAUUUCAAUUCUGUCCUGCUGCAUCAUUGUGCACUUUCAGUUAAACUUGUAAAGGGCAGUAUAACUUAGAUACCUACAGAUAUUAUGUAAAAAUAUGGGCAAAUGUUGCAGCCAGGCCUACUUCUAGUAAUACAGUAUAAAAUCACACUGGCUGUUUCUAUAUAAGAGCUUUUCUAUACGAGAGCAAAGAAGUUUUUUUUUUAAAGAAUCAAAUAGACUAGGUCUGCACCAUUGAUGUAUCUGGUCUUUUAUAUGAACUGUAAUUGUAUUUUCAUAGGGUUUUUUUUU
Messenger RNA from Neoarius graeffei (lesser salmon catfish), 2667 nucleotides. RefSeq names its product C-X-C chemokine receptor type 3-like. Gene Ontology annotation, molecular function: C-X-C chemokine receptor activity. The transcript is spliced from 3 exons. Gene Ontology annotation, biological process: chemotaxis; G protein-coupled receptor signaling pathway; inflammatory response. Gene Ontology annotation, cellular component: membrane. Bases 103 to 1182 code for a protein of 359 amino acids. The record is from RefSeq and is a predicted model, not a curated record. NCBI's taxonomy places the organism in Eukaryota, Metazoa, Chordata, Actinopteri, Siluriformes, Ariidae.